Messenger RNA from Sclerotinia sclerotiorum 1980 UF-70, 489 nucleotides. Its product is annotated as mitochondrial 37S ribosomal protein MRPS8. The record is from RefSeq and is a predicted model, not a curated record. Gene Ontology annotation, molecular function: structural constituent of ribosome. The coding region runs from base 1 to 489 and encodes 162 amino acids. Gene Ontology annotation, cellular component: ribosome; mitochondrion. Gene Ontology annotation, biological process: translation. Lineage: Eukaryota; Fungi; Ascomycota; Leotiomycetes; Helotiales; Sclerotiniaceae. The transcript has a single exon.
AUGUCUCUCGUAACUCUUUCCCACGUAGCUUCGCAUCUCCAAAAUGCCUCAAAAGCCCGUCUUGGGCUCACUUCCGUCCCAUCCUCGAACAUGAUCCUCACUCUCAUGCUCAGUCUCCAAUCGUCUGGAUUUCUAUCCUCGGUCACCCGUGGUGGCCUCACUCCUCCUCCCAUGGACGAACUAUCUACAUAUGAGCCAGAAGCUGUCACACAGCGAAAUAUCUCGACAAGGAGGUUAUGGCUAGGAUUGAAGUAUUGGAAUAAUGAGCCGGUGCUGAGUCGGAUGUCGGUGAUCAGUAAACCCACGAAGAGAAUUUGGAUGGAUGUAGAGGGGCUUUCGGAGAUCAUAAGAGGAAGAAAUGCAAACUUUGUGGAGGGUUUGCGGAACCCAGGAGAGUGUAUCUAUAUUAGUACAUCAAGCGGGAUCAUGGAGGCAAGAGAAUGCGUAGAGAGGAGGGUGGGUGGUAUGCUUUUAUGCAGAGUGGAGUAG